Molecule: messenger RNA, 702 nt
Organism: Effrenium voratum
Lineage: Eukaryota; Dinophyceae; Suessiales; Symbiodiniaceae
Source: the annotation of a GenBank genome assembly
AUGUACCGCCCCGACCACAGUCUCUUUGAUGUGCUGACGAGCCUGUUCAAGCGCUCUGUGAACGGACGGCAUUGCUCCGGCAUCGGUCGGGUGCCCGCACAGGAGGCGCCUGCCAAAAAGCGCAAAGGCAGUGAGGCGCCGUGGAUUCCGCGAGAUAGGACACAGGAAGCAGCUGCCGCCGGAGAUUCGCAAGGAGAUCUAGAUGGGGGUCCCAGACACGCUUGUUGGUCCGCUACAUGCCUUGGAUCCGUCGAGCUGGACAUCAAGAACUCGUUCUUCCAGCUCUUGAACCGACAGAAGCCGCUGCCGCCCAUCAUGGCGGAGUACCUGGACCACCGUGAGGAGAAGCUCGCGCAGACCGUGCUCUUCCACAAGCUGCCCAAGGCCCGCCGGCGCAGCGUGGCGAAGGAGCUGAUGAUUGCCCUGGGUUUGGGGGUGCUGCAGGACAUACCCUUGGCUUCGGUUGAGGGGGAGCGCGGCGAGGUGGCUGCUUGGCUCUACGGCUUCGAGACGGCGCGCCUCGAGGUCCGCCAUCUGCGGGCCAGAACGGACGAGGACAGACCGGUGAAGAAGGCGUUAUCGUUGAGGGCGGCGGCGGUACGUAGUUCUCAUCUGGUGGCGUUGAAGGCCCUGCCCGCUGCCGCCAUCUUCUCCAUCUGCAACCUCUCGUGGUGGGCGUACAGGGCAAAGGCCCCCGAGGCA